AUGAGAACGACGCAGGAGGUCUGGGCAGCCAGCAGGCCGAUCCAGAGGCCAGCGAAGCCCAUCCCGGAGACGAAGGCAAGAAGAACGGCCACCGGCGUGCCGACCAGGUAGAACGAGCCGAGGUUAAUGUUGGCCCCGGCAUUGGGCCGCGCGCUGCCCCGCAGGAUGCCGCACGCGGUGGUCUGCGGGCAGUUGCCGAGCUCGCAGAGCCCCGCGAUGGGCAGCGCCAGCGCCGUCAGCCUCAGGAUCUCCUUGUCAGAGGUGAAGAGCCGCCCCCACCGGUGCCUCACCGCGACGGUGAAGACCAUGGCAAGGACUCCCAUCAGCACCGCGCAGGCCAGCGCCACCAGCGCGGCGGCGCGUGCGCCGGCGGGCCGCCGCGCGCCGAGCUCGUUGCCGACGCGCGUGGAGACCCCGAGGCUGAGCGAAGACGGGAAGACGUAG
Spirodela intermedia is the source of this 444-nucleotide messenger RNA. The record is from the annotation of a GenBank genome assembly. Lineage: Eukaryota; Viridiplantae; Streptophyta; Magnoliopsida; Alismatales; Araceae.